Messenger RNA from Pristis pectinata (smalltooth sawfish), 14955 nucleotides. RefSeq names its product calcium channel, voltage-dependent, beta 4a subunit (gene cacnb4a). The transcript is spliced from 14 exons. Gene Ontology annotation, biological process: calcium ion transmembrane transport; chemical synaptic transmission; neuromuscular junction development. Gene Ontology annotation, molecular function: high voltage-gated calcium channel activity; protein binding. Lineage: Eukaryota; Metazoa; Chordata; Chondrichthyes; Rhinopristiformes; Pristidae. Gene Ontology annotation, cellular component: voltage-gated calcium channel complex. The record is from RefSeq and is a predicted model, not a curated record. The coding region runs from base 1577 to 3175 and encodes 532 amino acids.
UCAUCAUGUUUCUAUGUUACACACCUAAGUGCAGGAUUCCACAGUGCCUGCCAGACUGAUCUACCUUGUAGCAGUCUGGACCAAUCACAAGGUGGGAUUUGAUCAGUGUUUUGGUGGGGAGGGGGUGUCCAGGUGGGGGAUGGCUCCAGAUGCAGUUUCUGAACAGUCCCAUUUCAAUGCAAAGAUUGACGUGAAAAUUGCUGCCAGGCAACUUUUAAUGUGCAAGAAAACUCAGAUAAUCUGCUAACAGCAGUUCCUAUGGCUUGGCAUCUGGCUCACCUCAACACGCCGGGGCCCCGGUUCCCGCGCUGCCUUCAAUACACUGGAGCCCCGGUUCCCGCGCUGCCUUCAACACUCCAGGACCGUUUCCUGCACUUCGUGACCCUGGGGCAUCAAUUCCCACUCCCUUUAACGUCACUGGGGCUCCCAUCCCUCGGCGCCUGGAUACUCUCCUCGUUUUGUUCCCGUGCUUCCUUUACACUUACCGCGUUCGCUGGAGAAUUUAUUCUAGUAUCGCGUGACAUCUAUAAAGCAUGCACUAAAAAGUGUGUUAGCGUGUUAAUUGGGAAUAACGCCCAACAGUCCGGAAAACCCUCCAAUCGCCCAGCAAAGGCUCUCGGCGUGCCGAAUUAACGGAGUUGUCGCCCAAGUUCGAGAGAUGUUUUUCUGUUGAUUGUAGUGAAUGUUCCCGUGAUGAGCAGCACCGAUUUCGGAACCACGGAGGGUGAAUGUCUUGGCACCGGUGUCAAUUUCAAGACAUUAGUUUGCGGGGGACAAAUUAAAUGCCCUCACUGAUAGUUGUGGGUGAUGAACCACUUUCUCAACGUGAGCAACACAUUUCAUUUGUCCAUUUCCCAUCCAUGCGUGAGCCGGUACUUCAAUACAAAUUUCCUCCACACACUUUACUGCAACAACGCCUCCGCUUGUAUCAUAUCAAAAUUCCACUUGAGACGCUGAUUGAAAUGCAGACAGUCUAAAAUGGACCAUUGAUGCGAUAAUGCAAGCGUUAGAACGGGGCCACGCACACCUUCCAGAACCUGAAAGUGCAACGUUGUACUCUCCUCCCCGGUCUCUGGUGGGCCCUUCUCUCUCUCUGUGUCUCCCUCUCUCUCUCUACGUGAAUAAUUCUGACUCCGAACGGCAGCACUGAGAAACCAGGCACAUCUCUACAGCGACGAGGGCAGUUGAGGAAGGUCAUUUGUCACCAAGGUUCCACUGGAUUAUUGACCACUCCUCCUCCCAAUUUAUAUAUCACUCCCACAUUUUUUUUUGGAGUGACUCCUGACUCUGAAUGAUCAGCUGCUCGCUGGUAGCCUGCUUUCACUGGAGCACAUUGAGCAGGUUCGAUGUAGGUGACUAAUGUUUAAGGUGUGAGGAUUCGAUCCGCUGUGCCGAGGGGAUCCGCGUCUGGCGGCUGCCUUCCAGUAGCGGAGAUUCCCAGCGGAUCCCAAUGAAGAUCUAGGGGGCCGCGGGGGCUCGGAAAACGGGGAGAAACCGUCACAAAGCCGAUGGCUCGUCGACUUCUACCUUAAUAACACCAGCUCAGUCAAUCCGCCCAUCUCCAGCCCCCGAGCUAAUGAUCUAUUUUAAGAUGUCCGGAGUUGGACCCUUAUUUACCAAAGAAAUAUCCGCCGAUGGAUUACAAGCACCGAUCUUUCAGUUGACCAGGGUGAACAGGAGAAGGAGUAGAUUAAAACGUUCGGAUGGAAGCACAUCGUCUGACACAACUUCGACCAGUUUCAUUCUCCGACAGGGUUCAGCAGAUUCUUACACGAGUAGGCCAUCGGAUUCUGAUGUUUCCCUAGAGGAAGAUAGAGAUGGGAUUCGGCGCGAGUCCGAACAGCAAGCAGCCGUGCAACUUGAAAGAGCCAAAACUAAACCUGUCGCAUUUGCGGUAAGAACAAAUGUCACUUACUGUGGCGCUCUGGAUGAAGAUGUACCAGUGCCAGGAACUGCCAUCUCUUUUGAUGCCAAAGACUUUCUACAUAUUAAAGAAAAGUACAACAAUGACUGGUGGAUAGGACGACUGGUGAAAGAGGGCUGUGAAAUUGGAUUCAUUCCAAGCCCCCUCAAACUCGAGAACAUCCGAUUACAACGGGAACAGAAAUCACGACAGGGACGUUUUUACAGUGGGAAGUCCAGUGGGAACUCUUCUUCCAGCCUCGGUGAUAUGGUGUCUGGUACGUGGCGUUCUCCCUCCCCUUCUUCAGCAAAACAGAAGCAAAAAGUGACUGAACACAUUCCUCCUUAUGAUGUGGUGCCAUCCAUGAGGCCAGUUGUGUUGGUGGGCCCUUCAUUGAAAGGUUAUGAGGUGACAGACAUGAUGCAAAAAGCGCUCUUUGAUUUCCUAAAGCACCGAUUUGAUGGAAGGAUAUCAAUUACACGGGUGACAGCAGACAUAUCCCUAGCCAAGAGAUCGGUUCUAAAUAAUCCCAGCAAGAGGACAAUAAUGGAACGGUCCAACACACGGUCCAGUAUAGCCGAAGUGCAGAGUGAAAUUGAGAGGAUCUUUGAACUGGCCAGAACUUUGCAAUUGGUUGUUUUAGAUGCGGACACCAUUAAUCAUCCUGCACAGCUCAUCAAGACCUCGCUCGCACCAAUCAUCGUUCAUGUUAAAGUUUCUUCUCCAAAGGUGCUGCAGAGGUUGAUAAAGUCCAGGGGAAAGUCACAGAGUAAAAACCUCAAUGUCCAGUUGGUGGCAGCAGAUAAACUGGCACAGUGUCCUCCAGACAUGUUUGAUGUCAUCCUGGAUGAAAACCAAUUAGAGGAUGCAUGUGAGCAUUUGGCAGAGUAUCUUGAAACAUACUGGCGUGCAACGCACACCCCCAGCAGCGCACCACUGAAUCCAUUGCUGGGCCGGAACUUAGGUAGUACUGCACUGUCAACAUAUCCUUCAGCUAUCUCUGGGUUACAGGGGCAGCGAAUGAGCAACAGCAAUCACUCUGGUGAACACAUACCUGUUGAACGAACGCGCUUGGUCCACUCUGAUGAAAACGGCCACAGUGAGAGGGCGCGGAAGAACAGGAAUCGCUUGUCUUCAGGUUCCCAGCACAGCCGAGGCCAAUACCCACUGAUGGAGGAGGAGUAUUCUGAUCCCUAUCAGGACACGUACAAAUCACGAAGGAGUCACGGAUCACCUGGGGGCCACAGCCAUGAUUCUCAACACAGGCUAUGAAAAAUGUUCUUAUUCACCUACAAAAAAAAAUACAAGAUAGAGAAAAGAUUUUUUUUUUAGAAAAAGCAAAACCCCUGCCUUGCAGCAUUAAAUGUGAACAGGGAAGCAUUCAGGCAGUUCUUAAUAUUUUAUUAUUAUUGAAACAACAACUCAAAGUGGUUUUCAAAAAGUCUUUAUCCCCCUUUCAGGCUAGUUUGCUCACAAUGGAGACAGUCUGGUCAAGUGUUUUCCCAAACACUUUACUGGUUUUGUAAAUAUGAAGAAUGCAUGGUAGUGUGAUCCGUGAUACCGUGUGUUUAUUUUCACUGUGUCACUGAGCACAUCUACCUCUUUAUAUAUUUUGCCUAUAAAAUGACCACAUAUAUUACAUACCUUGGCGCUAAAAUCAAUACUUCCUCUGCUAUAGUGCCAACUUAGCCCUACAGUCGGUGUGGUGGACCUUGAGUACAGGUGGGUUCCUGGCACUUAAACCUGCUCGUAAAGUUCCCAAUGCAGUGACAAAGCUCCUUUAAUGCAUAACACUCUUCACCUGAUUCCUUGUUAGCAAUAAGUGGUAUUGCAAUACAACCCUGUACUACCAUUGUUUCAACAAAUUUUGCUUCAGCGUGUGAUUCCAGAAUUUAAUGCAGCUCUCCAUACAUGUACAGCACACUAUCUGCAUGAGACAAGCGGUAACAAAUCACCUAUUUACAAGUAAGAUAUUAUUUAAAUUUAAGAACAAUAAAUUAAGCUUUUAUGCAUUUGCUAUUUGUGUAUGGUUUUUUAAAGGUAUUAUUUAUAAAGGAUGAAUUCAGGCUGUACAUUAACUUGCUAAUGUUAAUUCCUCUAUUUUUCAUGUUUAGAGAGUUCAGUGUUAUUAGUUUCUAGAUGCAUUAGUGCAACAGAUUUGGUAAAGUCUCUCACCAGGACAAUUUGUAUAGCGAUAUCUGUUUACUCAACCCACACGUGUUAAAGAGAUCACAUUUUGACUGGAAGGCCUACAUUCCAUGGUAGCAACCCUUCACAACGGUUUGACUUACAGAAUUCAGUUCAAUACAAGGUAAGGCCAUUGGGAAAUACUUUGCAACAGUGAUUGAGCAACUGGCUGAAUAUAUCACAGGAUUCAAAAUUGGCAUUGUGCAGGUUUAUUAACCAAUCAGAAUACUGACCGGUUAAGUUAUUUGGAACUGAAUUAUUUUGCAGAAUUCUGAUUUUCCCUUUCUUGGCUAAUCGGAUGUGAUCUGUAUUCACAUAAAACAUUUUGCUAUGUACAAAAAAUAACAUUGUUCCCUUGCAAAAAGUUCAUAAUUUGUCAUUAGCUAUAUUUUUCUCCAAUUUUUUUUACAUCAUUGUAUUUGUAGUUUUCUCUCCUGGAGCCCUGAAUAUCUUCAUGAUCAUUGAUAGCACACAGCAACAUAAUAGAAUUUGAGUUUUAGUGCAUCUGUUGCAAGGCAUGAUGAGUAAGGAUUUGCAAUCAGCUAGGACUUGGGUUGCUUGGUGGGGGAAGAGACAGGGAGAGAGGACAAGGCACAGGGCAGGAGGAGGGAAGGGGAGAGGGGGAAAAGAAGAAAGAAAAAGGGAAGAGAACUUUAAGGGAAAAUUCUUCUGUGGUGUAUUCAUUGGGUCUGUACUGUAUCUGAGAUCGAGGUACACAAUCUCAAUCAGCAGGUACAAUAUAAUAAUUUAAGAAGCACUUGGAUAGGUACAUGGAGGGGCGGGGCUUUGAGGAAUAUGGGCUGAACACAGGAAACUGGGACUAGCUGGGUGGGUGCUGUGGUCAGCAUGGACUCGUUGAGCUGAAGGGCCUCUAUCUGUCCUGUAUUGCUCUCCGACUCUAUGACUCUAUAACCUCCCAUUGUUCCAAAGCACUUUAGAGCCAAUUAGGUUUUCCUCUUUUCAAAGUGCAGUCACCAUUGUAAUAUAUAUCAUAUGGGUUGGCAAUUGCACAUGACAAACACUCCCCCUUCCCCAAAGAAAAUUAAAUAAAGUGAUCAAGAUAAAAUUAUCUGUUUAAAUGAUUUUGUUUGGGGGGUAAAUAUUGACUAGGGUACUCAGAGAUCUGUUAUGUUCACCUAUAAGGAAAGGUGAAGGAAUGUUUUGAUGUAGCAGUUCUGCAUCGGACUAUUUGUUUAGAUUUUGCACUCAUGUUCUGCAAUGCGUCUUGAACCCACAGCCAAUUGAUACAUUGCGCACUGGUGGUAGGUGCAUGAGGUAGGCAGAAGUGGGGUAGGGUUAAACAAUUGGGCUGUAACUUGAUCCAUUAACUGAUGAUUCAAGCAGGGGAAAGACACACAAAAGCCAAUAAAUGAUUUCAAUGCAUUACAAACAAACCAAUAAUAAUGGGCACAAAAUAUAUAUGUUCUAUAAAAGGCCACAUAAUUUCUUAUAUUCACCUCUAGAAGCAUAUAUAUUUAUUUCAAUGGGCAAUUUGUACAAAAUAACUGUACUCAUCAAACAAAUUUACUCUUUUCUUACUUAAUCCAAAUCUUGGCCCAGUUUAGUUAUCUUACAAUUAUAUUAUCGAAGCGCAAUUUACAUGAAUACAUUUAAUAAUCCAUUCUUCAUGCUAACACUGAUUUCCCAGAAUGAAGUACAGAUUUAGAAUAUGCUGAAUUUAGAGGCAUUUUUACUUUGAUUAGGCCACAUAAAUAUAGAUCAUGAUAUCAUGUUGUGAGCUACACACUGGGGAAAUCAAUGACCUUCAACAAUUUUACUAACUAGGCUCACUGGAAUUCUGACUAUGCAUUAGUAAACUUCUGGUAAGGAUACAAAAUGCUGGCUUGUGACUUAAUCCAUAACUUGAAUCAUUUGGCAAAAGGUGGACCUACUGCAGUGGCAUUUAGUAAAUUGGUUGCAAAUUAGGAAUACAGUGACAUGGAAGAAACAUAUUGCCAUUCAGUUCAGCUAGGUGAAUUUAUAGUUCAGUUGCCUAUUUGGGUUGUUGACUGACAUUUCCUAUUUUUAGUACCAAGCUUAUAGCUCAGUCAUUUUUGUUGAUUGUGUUUUUCUAUACCUUGUUUUUUUUAAAUAUUCACUGAAUCUAAAUGGAAAAUUUAUCAAAUAAACAAAUAACUCUUACACGUCAAGAGAUCAGUCCACAUUACAUUUAGCCUGUGGUUUCCUGAGCUUCACACUCCAUGGCUUUUUAUCCCAAGCUCCACACAAUACAGCUCAGUACCAAAUGAUACUAUUUCAAACUUUAAAAAUUUGUCUCACAUUCUCAUUUAAUCUUUUUUUGUCCAAUGAAAGCUUUCUUAGUAUCUCAUGCUUCAGUACUGAAAUGCAAUGGUAUCUUUUCCAAAAUAUGAUGGUCAAAACUGGACAUGAUAUUUCCUAUGGUCUCAGCAGCAUUGCAUAGAAUAUUGGUAUUCAAAUCAGAUACAUAAUAAGUAAGUCUGUUGACACAAAAUUUAUUAGCUAUGGCAGGCAUAAUAUAAUGUACUGCAUUUUCAUAACGUGGUCAAUUGUGAUACUUUAACAAAAUGUCCUUCAGUAUUAAAUUAUAUUAGAGAUUCAUCUAUUGUUGCUCGAUGCUAUGGAAAAGAAUUUGUGUGCAGAUUACUCAAACUAUUGAAGCUGAACUCAGAGAGUGCAGGCAACUGAUGGGGCUACCAUAUUGUUGUCUUAAAGCUCUGAACUGUGAUCAGUAGUGCCAUUUUCUGCAGCUGAGGAUGAGAUUACAAACUUUUGAAUGUAUUUUGUGACAUCUAGAAUAACUCAUACAAUAGUUUCAUUUAAAUAAUGCCUUCAUGUAGAAAGGCAUAAAAAGGCACUUCACACAGGUGUAAGGCAAACCAGGAAAUGGGCUGGAAGCGAUGACUGAAAAGUAAAGCUAAAGGUGGAUUUUAAGUAGUCUUUGAGAGAGAUUGGGGUUUGAUUACAGGUGAGGAGUUGUAUAAUUAAACAAGUAAGUAAAUAAAUAAGGCUUUGCCAAGGCAAAAUUCACAGCCCUUAGGAUAAGAAGUUUGAUAUUUCCACAGCAAUUAAAAGACAACAUAUCAAUUAGAUAUCUAUGCUGAAGCUUGGCAACCAUUUAGUCUGCAAUAACAGAGAGAAAUGAUCACAAAAAAAAACAAUGUUUAGGAACAUAGGAAGAAGAAAAGGUAAUUCAGCCUGUAACUGUACUCCAAUGCCAUUUACCUGCCUUGACUGAUGUUGCUUAAUAUUCUGACAAAAAAAUACAUUAAUCCUAACCUAGCAUUCAUAUCUCUUUGUGGUGGGAGUCAGGAACAAAGAGUUUCAAGUUUUAAUGCCAUUUGUAUGAAGAAAAUUAUUGUAGAUUUCUUUCUUAACAGCAUAGGUCAUGAUCUUAAGAUUAUACCUCCCUGUUCUGUACAUUCCUCCACCAGAGGAAAUAAUAUUCCUGCGUCUAUGCUAUCUAAUUUCUGAUGCAGAGUUUCAGCCCAAAACGUUGACAAUUCCUUUCCCCCCACAGAUGCUGCUUGACCCACUGAGUUCCUCCAGCAGAUUGUUUGUUGCUCUAGAUUCCAGCAUCUGUGGUCUCUUAUCUAAUUUCCUUAUUGCUUUAAACACCCUAAUUAUGUCAUUCCUCUACCCUCUAAAUUCAAAGAAAUACAAGACAAAUUUUAUGUGAUCUAUCUUUAUAAUUUAAUCCCUUAAGUCCCAGUAACAUUCUACCAACCUUUCCUGGGCCAAUAUAUUUUUGCUAAGGUUUGCUGCCAAAAUAAUUGAAUACAGGUGUGAUCAAGCCUUUAAAUAUUUUUUCAACACUCUUCAAAUGAACGUCUACAUUCUAGUUAUCUUAUUGAUUGCUUUUGCACUUGUAGCAAUUUAUUACGUGGACACAAAUUCCAUUGUUCCUUCAGCCUAUACCUUCUAAUUUAAUUGUCAGAUGCAAAGCCGUGUAUACAGCUCCCUGUUCCUUUAUUCACAUCACCUGUAUGGAUCCCAAAUGAUUCUUGCAUAUCAUACUAUGCCCAAAAAUAUCUGAUCCUUCAUGCCUACUUUGAUUUCUAUCUCCCAAGGAACUUCCUACUUAUGUCACAAGCAUACUUCCAAUUUCACAUCUUUACAUAGUGGAUAAACAUCUCUUAUCAGAUCUUGUGCUUCUGAAAUCCAAGUAGUCAACAUCGUCAAUACAAUUUAGCAAUAUCUGCCAACAUUUCAACUUAGUUAUUCAGACUAGACAGUGAUCAAAGAUUCUCUUUGAUUAGCUCAGACCUGCUCAAGUUCUUAGUCUCACAAUAGUAUCCAACUCCACUGGAUCUGAAACUGACAGAUCUGUAGGUACCUGGUUCCACUCUCCUAUUUUCAAAAGAAUGUUAUGAAUUAUUUUUGAAAGAAAAGGCAGCAUUUCAGAACCUAGAGGAUUCUGCAAAGUGAUGUUUAAUAUACCUGCAGUUUCUCUCUUCAACUUGGUGUUAGUUUCUGUUGGAUUCUGACCUCUUUCCCUAUUUUUAUUAAGAACACAAGAAGAUAGGAGCAGGAGUAGGCCACUGGACCCCUCAAGCCUGCCCUGCAAUGAUUUGGCCUCAACCACCACCCUCUGGGGCAGAGAAUACCAGAGAUUCACUAUUCUCUGAGAGAAGAAAUUUCUUCAUACCUCAGUUGUAAAUGGCUGGCCCCUUAUUUUGCAACUACAUCCCCUUGUUUGUGACUUCCCCCAUCUGUGAAAACAUCUGGACAUACAACCUGGUCAGCCCCUUUGUAUCUUAUAUGUUUAAAUAAAGUCACACUUUAUUCUUCUAAACUCUAAGGCAUACAAAUCCAAACUGUCCAGCCUCUCUUGAAAGGACAACCCUCUUAUCCCAGGAAUUAGCCUGGUGAAUCUUCUUUGGACUAUCUUUAAUGUUGCAGUAGACUUUUCUAGCUAACGGAACCACAUCCAUGCACAGUAUUCUGGGUGUGGGCAUACCAAUACCUUGUACAACUGCAACAAAAUCCCCAUAUUCUUAAACUCUAACCCCUUUGCAAUAAAGACCAAGAUACCAUGUUCCUUCUUAACUCCUUGUUGGACCUGCCUGCUAAAUUUUUGUGAUUCAAGCACUAGAACACCAAGCUUUUUGCAGUCUCAUUACAUUUGAAUAAUAAUCCACCUUUUGAUUCCUUUUACCAAAGUGCUUCACCUCACACUUCCCCACAUUAAACUCCAUUGUCACCCAAUCACUCAAUUAAUCUAUGUCCUGUUGCAGAAUCACAAUGUCCUCCUCACAACAUGCCCUUCGACCUACUUUUUUGUAUCAUUGACAAACUUGCAAAUUUUACAUUUAAUUCUCUCUGCCACAUCAUUAAAGUGAAUAGUAAACAACUGAGGGCCAAGAACUGAUCCCUGGGGUACUCCUCUAGUUAAAUCCCUCCAACUUGAAAAGGACCCAUUUAUUCCAACUUUCUGUUUUCUAUGUGACAGCCAGUUUUCAAUCCAUGCUAACACACUUCCUCCAAUACCUCAGACUCCAAAUACAAAUUCUUUUAUUUCCUUACUAUGCUUUACAGUCUUACUGGAUCUAAUUUUAAUAGGUCCACAUUCUCUUUAAUACUAAUAUUAAAUAAAUUUAUUAACAGUUUUGCUUUAUAUUUCUUUUUUGCAUGUGACUCCAUUUGUUGUUUUGGCAGAUUUUCCACUCUGCUAGAUUUUUAUUUUUCCUUGCAUUUGUUUUUUAGUUAAGUAUGAUAUGGUUGAAAUCCACCAUCUGAUAUACUAAAUGUGGAAUGUAGUAACAGUGUGUGUUGAAUUUCACCUUUGACAUUUAUUUACUUUAAAGACAAUGGAAUUAAUUUUCAGAAAUGUUUAGCAUGCAUAGAUUAAUAUAUUACAUGUAAAGUGUAAAGAAAAAAAGUUUUGCUUUGGUCUCUUGCCUUAUUUGCUGACUAUAGUUUCGUAACCGGUUUUGUAUCAUACCAGAUGCUUCACAUCCACUCAGAAGCUAUAAGCAUAGCUGGCCAGGAACACCCUUUUGAGGUAUAUCGGUAAUUAUUUGUUGAUUAUUGAUUAGGGAACUUUACUCUGUGUGUGGUUUAAGACAAUUAAGGUGCAAGUAAUCUGAAUUGAUUGUUAUUGUUAAUUGCAAAGUGAAUCUUUGUUCACUGAGAACUGGGUUUAAAUUAUACCUGGAAGCUUGAUCUGGACUUUUAUAACUUCUUUACUUUGAGCAACUAAUUAAUGCAAACAUUGUUUUUUGAUAGACAAGUUGGCCUCUCUAUUCCUCUCAGAGGUUUUUAUUUAGCUUGUUUUGGAAAUGUUAUUUUUUUCUAAUUACAAAGUAAUUUUAAAGGAUUGGAUUUGGAGUUAGGUGAGGUGUAAAAAUAUUAUGAUUUUUUUUAUGUUCUGUUAAAUGCUGGCGUAUCUAUUUCUAGACUUGUCUGUUCCAAUAUACUCUGGGGAGGUCACCCUCAUUCUGCCCUCAGUAAAAGGGGCUCAACCAGAAUUCUGUUGCAUACUUGAUGAGUUGCAUUAGGUCCUAUCACCUACCUAAUUCCUGAGUUACAUUAGUUCCUGGUUAAGCAAUGCCUCAAAAGUUCAAGUUUGUUUUCAAGCUCUUCCUUGACUUUGCUUUCCCACACCUCUGUAAUCGCCUCCAGCUCUUCAGCCCUUUGAGAUAUCAGAGCAAAUCUUUCAAAUGUUCUCCCAUUAACGGGUGUGCCUUCAGUUGCUGUGGACCCUAGCUCAGAAACUCCCUUCCCCUCAAACUUCUCCACAUCUCUACCUCCCUUUCUCCUUUAAGGCACUCCUUAAAACCUACCUCUUUGACCAUACUCUUGGUCAUCUAUCCUUAUUUUUAUUCAUGUGGCUCAGUGAAGCAUCUUGAAUGUUUCACUGUGCUAAAGGCACUUAUGUAAAUGUGAGUUGUUGUUAUUUUUGUUAUUCUGCUUGUUAAAUAUUGGUGUAUAUAUUGACUGUGAAAUACUGGUGUAUAUAUUGCCUGAUAAAUCCUAGUAUGUAUACUGUCCAUUAUAUGCUGAUAUACAGGGCACUGAAUUAAAAAAAGAGAAAUGCCAGUUUUGAAGCCUUGAUAAUGAUGGGUUAUAUUUCUCUGUGUGCUAAUUUUAGUGAAAAGGUAAAAGUGAGUAUUAAACACUGAUCAUUACUCUCUAUUCACACCUACUUAUGCACUAAUGGUAGCUAAGUGGAGAAAAGAUACAUCUAUAAGUCUUCCUUUUUCAUGCCAACCGAUUGGAGCUCACUUUGGAAAAAAAUACUUUGCACCUUAAUAUAGUCUUUUCUUUAAAAUGUGAACACUGCUGAUAUGUUGUAUUCUUUGCAAGUGACUGUUUUAAUAAUGGCUAGUUAAAUGCGACACUGCUAUUAAAACAAAAUUGCUGCAUGACCUGGCAUGUCAAACAUUGAGAAGAAACACAUCACAAGAUUUCUUGUAAGUUUGUAAAAUUGUUUAACUAUUUGAGGUAACCUUUACUGUUACUGAUCAGUCAUAGAUUGAAGUCAAACUGGAUUUCUGUAUUAGUAGGGUUACAGCAACAUGCCUUUAAGUGUUUUUUUUUAACAUUGAACAGAUUGAAUAGUAAUCAUUAAACUUUGAGACUGCAUGACAUGCAUGUACAUGUUUAUCAAUCAAAAUAAAGCAAUCUGUCAUUAUUCUAAUUACACAAAAAAUCUAAAUAUUUAGUCCUUAAGUACAUUGAGCUAGAAACUGGUGCUUGUUGUACCUGUUUUCUGGAAGGAAACCGGGAGGAAGAGGAGGAGCAAAAUGUACCAAUUUCAUUGGGUCUGUCCUGUCCCCAAACCAUGCCUAAAGUAUGCCCAACUCUUUAGAGUUUAAGGUGAUUUUUACAAAGGUUGCAGGUGGCCACCUAAAAAGGGACAUUUGACUCUGCAUAUGUUAAUGAGGGAUAUAAUGCUGAUUUUAGCAUCCCUCCAUCAUAUUGGGCUGCCUAGUUAUCCUAUUGAGGAUGCAAAAGGUGUUGUCAACUCACCCAAAUUAAUAUAUUGGGCCACAACUGAGAUUUUCCUGAUUUAUUCUUUCUAAUGGACAUCUAAUGCUAAAUUUAGUAGAUUUCUGUUGGUACAACAUCAGCCAGUUGCUGUGGGGUAAAGAGUUGCCAAAAUUUGUCAAUGGUGGACUUUGUUCUGCCAAUUAUUAAUUUCUUCUAAGCAUUCAGACAAUGUCCUAGGUCCAAUUUCCAUUACAAAGCUAUGCUUCUGAAGACAUUCUGCAACACAGACAGUGUGUAUAUGCCUCUAUUAGCAUAUACAGAAUUUGGCCAUUGUGCUUCUGAAGGCAAACUAUGCUACCUUCAUUAAAUAAAAUAUUCUGCCUAUGGUAGGCUUGGAAGUUUGCAGGUAUGUACAGAUCAAGUUAUUGAUCUAUCCAUACAUGCCAGAAAUUUAAUUGUGACUAUAGUGGCCAGUAGGACAAGUUCAUAACUAGAUUUGCAAUUUUUUCAAGCAUAACUUUGGAGCAAUUGCAAUUUUGCAAGAUCACAUUUAUGAUCUUUGAAGAUGAGCACAAUGUUCUACUGUUAUUGAAUCUACCCUCUAGAACAACUCAGAGGUAACUCAGCACUUUGAGAGCAGGGUCAUAUUCUGAAACACUUCCAUUAGAGAUGAUCCCACACUAUAAAUGGCCAUUGUGGAUUUAUUGUGGGUAAGGAGAUAUAAUAUUACCAUUCUAGACCUCCCUUGGAGAUAGUGAAUGACAAGUAUGCAUGGAUGAGCUCUGUAUUUCAGUUAAAAUGCAUAUCAAAAGAUCUAGGGCAUUAUAUAAUGCCAAAAGCAAUGUGAAUGUUGGCUUGCAAUGGAUGGGUACCAAAAUAUAAUCAAUCCUAACAAUGUGGAAUUACUGAAAUAUAGAAUUAGAUAAUUAUAAUACAUGGUACAGAAUGAACCAUUUCCUACAGAACAAAAACAAAGUUACAAGUUAUUUGUACAUUUAAGUCUUGUGCUAUGGAAUGUUACAGUAGUACUUCUCUGCAAUGUGUACUUCAUGUAUGUAUUAGUAUAGGUGCAGGUUGAAGUUGUGCAGGUUGAAGUUGUGCACCUGAACUAGAACAGUAAUGGAUACCUUCGAUCAACUGUUAUGAAAGCUGUAAUGUUCCCCAAAUUGGGCAUUUCUGCAUUUCGAAUAUUGGCUCCAAUUUUAACAUAAAGCACUCUGCAGGAUUUCAACAUCUGGGUGAGCUACCCAAUUUACAACUCUUUUUUAUUUCUGGCUUCAUGAACAUUAAAUUAAAGCGCAUGUACUGUAUAUUAGGUAUCCAACCGGAAUUUGCCCAGUUUUAGCAAGCAUGUUGAGUUAAAAUCUGUGUAGAAUGGAAGGGUGGUGGGAUUAUCUCUGCCUCUUAUCCUGAGGAAGCAUUCUUAAAAAUGGGUGGAAUUCGUGUCAUACACUUCCCUAGUGAAAUUUAUACAUGUAUAAACUUACAAACAAUGGAACUAAUUUUAGGAAUUAAUUGAAUUUUUGCAAUCAAUUGAUUGCAUUUAUUUUCUAAAAUAGUUAUUGCAGAAAUCCACCAUCUGUUUGCUGUGCUAAGUAAAAUUCUGCAUAACAGUUUUGUUCAUUCUGAAUUUUUGCUGAUAACUAGAUCAGAGGUAAAAGUAUACUGCCGCUCUAAUUGUAAUAAAUGCAAAUCUUAAAAGCAACGCAAAAAGUAUUAACACACAUAGAUAUAUAUUGAUCUGUAGUUAAAUAUAAAAAAUUUUGCAGUAAAAAUUAACAUUGUCAGUAGCUCGUCUUCCAUUUCUAGUUUUCAAGACAAAAUAAAAUUUAUAGCAAAACUACAGUUCCCCAUUUUAUAGCUGUCUCAUAAAAUUGUGUUGAACCUUUUGAAUAAUUAAAGUCUAUUAGAAAACAAUGUGAAAUAGUACUUUAAUUAAAAAUUUCACCUUUUAGAAAUUGGGACCAUCGACUUAAAGUGCUAUAUAAGAGAUAUUUUUUGUAGUAGAAAUAAAACUUUACAAUUCAAUUAUAACAGUAGCACUUUACUAAUCUUUAGUACUUUCAUUAGUUAGUUGAAGAAACGAUCCAAUGCUGUACUACAUUUAGAAUACCUCAGUGUGAUAAGGGUCAAAGCUAGUCAUAUAAAGAUUAUUAUCGUAAAAUGAUUUAGAAAUAGAUACACUUUUUUAAAUUAAAUAUAAUUUCAGUAGUAUUUUUGAAUAAUGUUUUCAGGUACGUGGAAUUGAAUUUGCUAAGACUUGGAUUGGAAGAUGGGCUACACGCAGUUCUUAUGUAUUACUGUUACAGAUAUUUUGUCAAAUGCCUUGCCUGUUGAAAUUUUUUUAAAGAUUUACCAAGUAAGGCUAUUCCUGCCAAACUGUUAUAGGGAGGACUUAGCUCCACAAUGAGAAGACAACGUUAACAACAAACCUUCCUUCAACUUCUCAUUCAUCAGGGCUACUGGACACCCUGAGGACUUAAUAGCAUGUUAAAACUACAUGACCUUUUUUGCACAUUUCUAAAACGAGUUUACAAAAAAAGUUGAAAAAGCUUGUAAAUAAAUAGUUGCUGCUUUAAUUGGUAUGGAAAUUAUUAUUAAGAAAUAUAUUUAACAUACUGUACAACAGAGUCACCCUGUGCAGGGUUCUAUGAAAGGUAUCCUUCUGUGUAAGGUCUAUAGCAUUGUUUCUUACAGCACACAGUUUAUAGUAUUUUCAGUAUUCUGAAGAGCAUGUUGGGUUAACUUCCAUUUCCUAUGCAAAUGUGCACAGUGUUGCAUGUUGUGCUGAUUAUUCCCUCAGCUUCUCAGUGGCAUUUCGUUUUGGAGAUUUCAGAAAUUAAUUGCUUCGCUAUUUUUCGUGCACAGAGAACUGGAAAAUGAAAUGUAAAUGGCAUGCAUGGAAUUAUCACUAUUUCUGAAAAUAUGGUUUCUGGAAAUUAGAUGUUAAA